Messenger RNA from Lytechinus variegatus (green sea urchin), 3624 nucleotides. It is a transcript of the gene cep104, whose product is annotated as centrosomal protein of 104 kDa-like. The transcript is spliced from 21 exons. Gene Ontology annotation, cellular component: cilium. Lineage: Eukaryota; Metazoa; Echinodermata; Echinoidea; Temnopleuroida; Toxopneustidae. Bases 382 to 3285 code for a protein of 967 amino acids. The record is from RefSeq and is a predicted model, not a curated record.
AUUGAAAUACCAUUGGAAACGGUACGCUGAUUGAUCUAGUUGCUAGUGAUCUGACGCUUGGAUGUAAUGACAUUUUGAUGGAAUAUAAAUCUAGCCUCCUUCGUUUGCCGCUGAAUCUUCAUUGAGAGCAGAUCUCUUCAUAUACCAUCGCAUACAAAUUAAAACACAGUCUCUUGUAUUCUGCAACAUUAAAGUCUUGCAUUCAAUGUGAAGUCUCUAGAUGAUAGUCAUUACACCUACAUUGAAUGUUCACUCGGGGAUCAUGUGAGUCAUCAUGAAUAGGACAUACAUGUAGCUGUUCAUAUUUUUGUUAGAGUGGAACGACAUUUAAAUUCUGGUGCGAACAGACAUAUAAAGUGAAUCAGACUGCAUCGAGGUGAAAUGCCUCAUAAGAUUCCUUUUAGCGUGAUCUAUGCAAGCAGUACGGAUGAGGGUUUCAACUGCAAAGAGCUGGAGAUACACAACCCGCUGGUCAAGGGGUGGGUCGGGGGACGCUUCUGCCUCUACCCGCAGGAGAUCGUGCUGCGGAUGCCGGACAAGACCAGGAUUAGAAAGCUACAACUCUUGGCCCAUCAGUUCCUCAUACCAACUAAAAUUGAGUUUUAUGUUGGAAGCCUGCCUCCUGAUCACAUCACCAGUCUAAGUGGACAAAGAUAUAAACGAUUAGGGUACAUCACCCUGUCUGACAAUGCCAAAACUAGCUUCAAAGCAAGAGAGCUAAAGUCGGUACACGUGGAUGCCGUCGGAAAGUACCUUCGAUUAGUAGUCUACAAGAACCAUGUCAACAAGCAUAAUCUCUAUAAUCAGGUUGGUUUGGUUGCGGUCAACAUCAUCGGUGAUGAGCUGGGAAAUGACAAUAAGAACGACGUGGGAGGGAAUCGUGUGAAUGACGUCAUCAACCAACACAUGCCACCGGGCUCAUCAUUCAAUGAAGAUGAUCUGGGGAGGACGGGGGAGGUGGAUCCGGUGGUCCUCGGUGCUAUCAACAAACCAGACUACAUAUCUCCUAUGGAUGACUUGGCAUUUGAUAUGUACCAAGAUCCGGAAGUGGCCAAUAUCAUCAGAAAACUAGACAACAGAAAGAACGAAGCUGUUAUUCAGGAAGAGUUUGAUCUUGCCAAGAGAUUGAAGCAGGCAGUAUCCGAUCUUCAAAAGGUUGGAGAGCGUCUAGGACGCUAUGAAGUUGAGAAGCGUCGAGCGAUCGAGACCGAGGAUUACGACCUGGCAAAGGUAAAAAAGAUACAGAUGGAAGAAUAUCGAUUACAAAUCUACAAGCAGCUGGAACUCUACGAUCUACUAGACAUCAGUAAGAAUCUUGUAUGGCCACUUAAAGAUUGGUCCAUGCAAAACAAUGAUCCCAAUACCCACCAGCAUCCUCAGAAGAGCACCGCUCCUGAUGAGGUCUCCCCCAGGAGAGAGCCCAGGAGGCAGGAGCCAACCCCAAGGGAUCAUGUUACUCCACCUCCCAACAACCAGGAGCACCACAAGUCUCCAGGAGUUAGCCCUAGAGACUCCGGAAACUUCCAGCCAGGUUCUUUCAUGUACAACGCUGAUGACAGGCCACUACCUACACUCAAAAAUUCACCUCGUCAUCCUCCCCCAGACCUGCCCCCUGUGGAGGAGCCGGAGACCGCUAGGACAGAGGAUGACACGGGAGGAGCCGCUCCAGGGGGAGGGACCCUUGGUGGGGAACAGAUUGGUGCUAUGUCAGAGAACAACAUGAGGGAGCUCGAUGCUGCGUCGGAGGUGGUAGGACGGGAUAAGGUGAUGAAGAUAUAUUCGAAGAGCUGGGCUCUGAGAGAGGAAGGAUUUGGAGAUGUCCGCUCUCAGGUAGAAGAGUUGGAAGAAGGCAAAGACAAAGAGGAGGUCCGUGCCAUGCUACGAGCGGCCAUCUUCCUGGCCACCAAGGGGCUCAAGGAUAAAGUCUUCACGGUGUUCAACAAUGCAGUGGAUCUGACCCGGUUCCUCUUCACUGAGUUCAUCCCAUCUCAUAAGAAACUUGGCAAAGGAGAAACAUCUCAGGGAGUUGAUAGGAUCUUACCAGAACUCAUGGCAAGGAUAGGUGACACGAAUGCCAAGCUGAAGACAACCGCCAUCGACUUCAUCGUGGAGAUGGCCAGCUUUCCGGAAGUGCGCCCUCUUCACACCAUCCCCACCCAUUGCCAAACGCCGUUCAAGAACAACACUCAAGCUAAGAUGGCCGUCACGCGGGUGGAGAUCGUUGAGAAGCUGAUCAAAGAGUUAGGGGUUGAUAAGAACAGUGGUAUGUCGACAUCCAGUAUCAUGAAAUUUGCAAAUCGUGGGUUAGAGCAUCCAGCUGGUAUCGUGAGAGAUGCCUCCAUCAACCUCAUCUUCGAACUCUAUAAACUCAAGGGGUCAGAGGUCAUGAACCAUCUUCCAUCCUCCGAACAGCCCUCCACCAUGAAGAACCCCCUCUAUGUCAGGAUAUAUGAUGGUUUUGAUAAGAUUGAUGGCAAACCUACCAGAGCUGAGCUUAAGGCUCAGGCGAAAGCUGCCAAGGACAACGAGAAGAAAGCUAAGAAAGCGGAGAUCGACGAGCUCCAGAACCAGCUCGCUGAACUCCGAGCCGCAGCAGCAAAGAAUGCCGAGAAGAACAACGAUAAGACUCCAGAUAAAAACGUGGCUAAGAGUGUGGACAAAGGCUCAGACAAGAAGGCUCCCUCCGAUGACAAGAACAAAUUGAAAGCCCCUCAGAACAAGAAGAUCCCACCCAGAGCCCCAAGCAUUGCUGAUGCCUCGGAGUAUGGUGAAGACAUCGACCAGCAGUGCAUCUUCUGUGGAGAGAAAGAUCCUAAGUUCAAAGAGGAGGGUCUGGAUCUCCAUUACUGGAAGUACUGCCCUAUGCUCACCAAGUGUCAAAAUUGCAAACAGGUGGUUGAGAUCUCGACAUUGACUGAGCAUAUCUUGACAGAAUGUGAGAAGAGAGCCAACUUUGCACAGUGCCCUCGUUGUUCAGAAACACAUAGCAAGGCCGACAUUGAUCGAUAUGUAUCAGAGAAACUCUGCCAGCCAUCAAAACCAGGAACGGCAAGAUGUCCAUACUGUCAUUUGAAUAUACCAGAAGGAGAGGACAGCUGGAAGAGACAUCUAAUGAGCAAAGAUGGUUGUAAAGCCAGCAAGAGAAGGGAAAGCUACUUAAAAAGAGGUAAAGCCACCCCAAGUUCAGUCCGGGAAUCCAACAAGGGCUCCAUCAAGAGCAAACCAGGAGGCAAGAAAGAGAAAGAACCCAAACCUAGAGGAGGAAAGACUCCCAGGGUCAAAUGAGAUUCAUCAGGAAAAGGACACAUGGAGAAUAAAUAUGUAGCCAAGAACAAGGGCUCCGUCACGAGAAAUCCAGAGGAGUGUUUCAUGCAAGGACCUGUUAGACAGUUAUCCAAACAAAGUCUGUUUUAUCUGACAGUUCCCAUGAAAAAAUGUGCUUCUCAGCCAAUCAAAGUUAUCAGGGGGCCUGUCUUACCAAGAGUCGCGAUUGAUCCGAUCAAUCGUGCAAAUGUGGAAAGUCAGCAAAGUCUAUAUACAAAAUGCACGUUUGUUAAAAAAAAAAACUAUAGAUAUGAAUGUAUAUCCAUAAAUUCAUUGAUUUCUUGACAAUUUGGUGUGUUU